AUGACGAAGACGUCGAUGUCAAAUCUUCCCAAUGAAUUAGUAGAGGAGAUUCUCUCUAGGGUUCCCUUGAAACCCGUGAGAUUAACUUGCAGAAAUUGGAACGGCUUAUGCAAAAGCCAGAGCUUUAGGAUGUUGCACAUUGGUAGAUUAUCAGCCGCAAUGAAGGAAGGUGAGACUCAGAUGAUCGCGAUGAUCGGUGACUCUAGGUUUCUAGUUUGGAAUCCUUAUUUAGGGCAAACAAGGUGGAUCAAACCAAGAAUUUCUCAUAGCUCGUUCAGUUACGCUCUCGGGUACGAGGAUAAGAAGAAGGGCAAAUCUUGUCGUAGCGUCAAACUCUUGAGGUAUAAAGAUUGUUACGACUAUAAUGAACCCCAGAACGAUUUUUUUUGGUAUGAAAUAUACGAUUUUGACUCUGAUUUGUGGACAACACUUGAUGUCGUCACUCCAACAUGCUUUAAAACGUCUUGGGGCCACGUUUCUAUCAAAGGAAACACUUAUUGGUGUGCCGAAGAAAGAAACUCACACGCAGAAGGCAUAAUAUGUUUUGAUUUUACAAGAGAGAGAUAUGGCCCUCUCUUGCCUCUGCCGUUUAGUGCUGAUCCUGGUGACUAUGUGAGUCUAUCUUGUGUUAGAGAAGAGAAGCUUGCGGUUUUACUUCAGCACAACGAAAGUAAUCCAUAUGAGCUUGACAUAUGGAUUACGACUAAGAUUGAGGCCCAAAAGGUGUCGUGGAGCAAGUUCUUGAGAAUGGAUAUGGGACCUGACUAUGACAUGUUUGUUCCAUUGAUACAAAUACAUGGAAGUUUCUUUAUUGACGAGGAGAAGAAAGUUGCCAUGGGUGUUAAUGAAGAAAAUCCCCUAAAAUUUGUCAUCAUUGGAGAGGCUAAAUACGUUAGAGAAUUGGAUCUACUCGAAGACCCGAAUCCUGUGGACCCAAAGCAGAAGCCACGUUUGUGCUCUUAUGUUCCGAGUUUACAGCAAAUCAGGGAACCUGCGGGAGGAGAAGGAAAGAGAUCUAGGCGAGAAAGCAACUUAGAGAAGCGUCGAUAUGAUGAAAACAGGUCGAGACUUGCCGCAUUUAGAGAGCGAGCACGCAUCAGAGAGAAAAACAGGAUGAUUAGACUCAGAUCAAUGUUAGGUAACAAUGCGUAA
This is a messenger RNA of Microthlaspi erraticum, 1152 nucleotides long. The record is from the annotation of a GenBank genome assembly. NCBI's taxonomy places the organism in Eukaryota, Viridiplantae, Streptophyta, Magnoliopsida, Brassicales, Brassicaceae.